UCUUCUGUGCACCAAUGGGGCUCCUGCUCUGGCUAGAGCAGGCCCGCCUCCAACUCUCCAGGACCAGUCAGAAGACCAACACGACGAGACUCCACCUACAUUAUUCUGUGUAUACAUUCUGCUGCAAAACUCUGUCUAAGCAGCCUAAUUAGCUGACUCCUCAUAGAGCCAUAUGCUUAGGUCCGUGCACGCUUAACUGCAGGACAAGAUAUCUCUGACUUUAAAUAAACUGCCUUUUUGCUACACCUGAUUCCACUCUGUCCAGCGUCGUUGUUUUUUGCACUCCCUCUCCAGUAUGUGAACACCAACAAUGCUAUCUAGGUAACGUUCAUGUUAGCCUGCUGCUAACAAUGGCUAACUCGAACUGUGUGGUUUUUCACACUCAAAUAGCCUCCAUCAUGGAGGUGCUAGCGAAUGCAGCCGUGGCGGAGAUCUGUAAAGUCAUAGACGACGAUUAUGAAGUGUUUCGUUUGGAAAUAACUCAAAGCCAGAAAGAAAACAGGGCAUUGAAGAGGAAACUACAGCUACUGGAAAUGAAGGUGUCACGGGAACGCGUCCUCGCCAGCCCCAGAAGUGUCAAGAUACUCGACCGAUACAGAGUAACAGCAAAAGAUGAAAGACAUCUCACUGGAGGCCACAGGAGCUUUGUGAAGCCAGCGGGACACAAUACAUGGAGAGAUGACCAACCAAUCACUGUUGAUGAGGGGAGUGGAACCUCAACCGAGCACAUUAUUGUGAUAGAGGCUGCAGAUAUAGAGGCUGCAGGUCCUGGGGUCAAGCAGGAGAGGUCUGUAGGAGAGGAGGACCUCCAGACUGCAGCACCGCCUGAAGCCACGGAGGACCUCACUGCCGCCGCACCGCAGCCCAGGACCCGACGCAGCAUCACGGAGUCAGUAGACAUGGAGGAUGGGAAGCCUGAUCUGCUGUUGGUCAAAGAGGAGACAAUAGAAGAUGUACCAGAGAGCAUUGACCUGCUGAGUGGACUAAAGAUGGGGGUGCAAGGUGAUUGGCUGGAGGCUAACAGAGGAGACUGGGGAGCCGUCUUGGAUUCCCAGACCCAGACUGGUGCAGCCAAGGGCCCAGGGGAUGACAUCACUGAGCAGGACAGGACCAGAGGCGACAUAGUGGAGUCUGCAGUCCAUGAAGACCUGCUGAUAUCCAGUGUUACUGGUGGGAGAGACUGGUCCUCCAAAGCGGCUGGUCACAAACCCUGGCCCCGGAUGAGAACCAUGGAUCAGGAGCCGUCACUAUUCCUUCCUGAAUCGGAACCAGGACCCAACUGCAAGAGACAGAGACUCCACCACCACGCAGAGCACAACCAGUGGACAGAUGGACUGAACAACCUCAGUCCUGCUGGUCAUCAGAAAGACAGAGGCUCCAGUCAGGGAUUCAGUCUGCAGCCCAGACCCUUCUCUUCACAGUCUCAGUGCAGGGAUGAAGCAGGACCUGGGGCUGAUAGAGAUAGACCCUCCUAUUCCUAUGAUACAAACACCACAGUAUCCACGAUGAACAGAGAUGGUCACCCUGGACUUCAGCCUUCACAGAGAGUGGUGGGAGACCCCACGGGUGGUAGUCUAUCAGCAAGUCUGUCUUCUCCUUCAGGAUCUCAUUUAAUGUCUGGUGACUGGGUUCAUAGAAAGCCUGGGUCGAGCUUUCCUCAGUUACCUCAAGGUUACCCCACCAAUGCAGACAGGUUCAGGAUGGGCGUUUACCACAAGAAGCACCUAGCCUAUAACACAGCACACAAUCCCAGCAACACCCAAACAAUGACUAGAGGUCAAGGAGGGAGCUCAAAGACUAACCACCUGACGGCGGUGGCGCCUGCUUCUACCUCCUCUGUCAUUGGGUCACAAUGUGGAAGGCCGGGCAUUAGGACGGAUGCCGACAAGCCGUACGCCUGCCCCACGUGUGGGAAGCGCUUUGCUAAGACUAAAUAUAUGAAACAGCAUCAGAACAUUCACACCAAGGAGAGGCCUUUCAAGUGCAAACUAUGUUACAAGAGCUUCUCUUUCCUGAGUUACCUCAUCAGACAUAGCUGUGCCCACAAUGGGGAGAAAUUGUAGCUAUUCUUUAGCUGAAAUAUUCUAUUUAUCAUGUGAAGUGUACUGGGGGUAAGCCUUUUGGGGAUUACUAGGUCCCUUAGUUGAGCAUCUGGGUACACUCACAUGAUACAGACUUGUUGUUUUGGUGUGCUAGCCGAAACACUGACAUUGAAGUGUAUCACUAUUUCACCUCUGAACUUGGUUUUGCCUAUGUUCUAUUCAUAACAAUAUGUCUUAUAACCCCUUUUUAAAACACAUUAUUUGGCAUAGUCAGGUGGGAUCUGUUCAUUUAUGUACAACAGAAAAAUAGGUGAUCAAAUAUUUUAAUAAAUGAGAUAUCAUGUCCUUUUGAUUAAAAAAAGCAAAUAAAAUUAACUUAUCAUUAAGA
Molecule: messenger RNA, 2430 nt
Organism: Oncorhynchus gorbuscha (pink salmon)
Lineage: Eukaryota; Metazoa; Chordata; Actinopteri; Salmoniformes; Salmonidae
Product: zinc finger protein Gfi-1-like
Exons: 6
Coding region: 351-2063 (570 amino acids)
Cellular component (GO): nucleus
Source: RefSeq, a predicted model, not a curated record